UUUACCAAAAGCGCGUGCGAUGCUAUUUUUGAAUUUCUGAUUGCACGUUCAUCCAUGGCAUCGAUCAACAUGAAUCCUCUGGUUGGUGUAGUAACUCUGCCACAACAUGCUCCACCACCGAAAAAUCCAAAACUGUACAAAACGGAAUUGUGCCGUUCAUGGAUGGACCAUGGUCGUUGUAAUUACGGAGAAAGGUGCCAAUACGCUCACGGUGAACAAGAAAAACGUCCGAUUCCUCGUCAUCCAAAGUACAAAACCGAAGCGUGCCAGUCCUAUCAUCAGUCUGGUUAUUGCCCAUAUGGUCCACGAUGCCAUUUCAUUCACAGUUCUUUUUUAAUAUUCGUAUCAGUGAUUUUAGUAGGCAGCCCGAUGCUUCAACGUCUGUCGUCAUUGCCUAGCUAUGGCAGCACUGGUGACUCGACGGCGGGCAGUAGUAGUUCAGCCGAUAGCGGAUCAGAAUCACCAAACGGCAGCUUUUCACCAGGACUCGAUCUGGACGAUGGUGAUUUGUUAGAUCGACUCUUUUAUCGUAGUAGUGGUGUUUGA
Messenger RNA from Haemonchus placei, 546 nucleotides. The record is from the annotation of a GenBank genome assembly. Lineage: Eukaryota; Metazoa; Nematoda; Chromadorea; Rhabditida; Trichostrongylidae.